This is a messenger RNA of Melospiza melodia melodia, 720 nucleotides long. RefSeq names its product capping actin protein of muscle Z-line subunit alpha 3 (gene CAPZA3). The record is from RefSeq and is a predicted model, not a curated record. Gene Ontology annotation, molecular function: actin filament binding. Gene Ontology annotation, cellular component: F-actin capping protein complex; actin cortical patch. NCBI's taxonomy places the organism in Eukaryota, Metazoa, Chordata, Aves, Passeriformes, Passerellidae. Gene Ontology annotation, biological process: actin cytoskeleton organization; barbed-end actin filament capping.
AUGUCCCAGUGGUGCCAACAUCCUCCUGGGGACUUUGGCCAGCUUGUCCCAGGUGUCUCUGCUCUGCUGCGAGGUGACAAGCUGGUGAGGCGAGAGGUCACCACAACAUCUUCCCCCAAAAAAACCAGGAGCACUGUGCUACCAACCCACUGCAGCAGCUUGAGGGAAAACCCUGGGCCUCAGGGAACCAGCCAACUCCAUGGCUCAGCCCUGGGCAAGAGCAGCUGUCCAUGUUGUCCUCCUGGCAAGAGGAUUUUAAGGAAGUUGCUCUCAUGGCUCUCAUGUGCCUCAUGCUUUGAGGCACACCAGUAUCAGCCUUCAAAUUAUUUGGACAACAUUUGGAAAGCAGGCUGGACUUCCACCCUUUCUCAUUUCCCAUUUCCCACUCAUUUUACACGGAUUCUUCUCCGGACAAUCUGCUUCAAAGUUGCCAGCUUCCAUGUAGCUGUCAGCAACCUGAGUGAGACUCUAAAUGUGACAGACCAAAGGCAGUUUGCCACAGGUUUUAUGAAACUUGUGAAAGCCGAGGACAACAAGUUUUGUAUUGGCAUUCUGGAAAACAUUCAGGUUUUGUCAGAGGAUAUAUGAGGGAAAAAUCUGUCAAAAUUCCCUGUUACUCACACUUUUAUGGACUGGAAUAAACUAUGGAAUGUUCAGCAUCUGAACAUCAAGGUCUCCAAUGCUGAAGUGCUUCAAUGCUUGCUGAAAUACUAUCUUUGA